AUGAAGCGAGCCUUGGAAAUCACCUUGAUAUCCGCAGAGAACAUCCGGCUCAACAAGAAGCCCGUGAAGAACGCAGUCGUGGCGGUCCGAGCAGAGCCCGGCCACGAAUGCUGGACUAAACCGGCGCCAGACAAAGGAACAAACCCUCAGUGGAACGAGAAUCUCGUCGUUGACUUGCCCCUGCAUGCGGGCUUCAUUACCUUGGAAGUUAAGUGCAAGAGCUCGUCGGGGAGUUACAAGCUCGUCGGCGGAGUGACGGUACCAGCUUCGGAUUUCGCUGGCGAUUUUGGCACACCGGAGGGUUACGUGCGUUUUCUCAGUUAUAGGUUGAGGGAUUCUAAUGGCGUGCGGACAGAUGGCAUCAUUAACAUUUCGGCAAAAAUGGCCGCGCCGGCACUGGCACGCACAUAUGAGGUUCCGCGGCCGGAGAUCAGAGUGCCGGUUGGUGAUCAGAGCAAGAUGGUGGCGGCCGGUGGAUUGGUAACUGGAUUCCCAGUUUGGUACGCCCAGCCCUGUAGAUGA
This is a messenger RNA of Eucalyptus grandis, 522 nucleotides long. Its product is annotated as BON1-associated protein 2. NCBI's taxonomy places the organism in Eukaryota, Viridiplantae, Streptophyta, Magnoliopsida, Myrtales, Myrtaceae. The coding region runs from base 1 to 522 and encodes 173 amino acids. The transcript has a single exon. Gene Ontology annotation, biological process: defense response. The record is from RefSeq and is a predicted model, not a curated record.